AUGGGCUCAUUCCGCCUGAGGGCGCCUUCUCCACAUGAUCCACCUGAUUAUGACCCAGUGGCUGUUGACCCCAGCCAUAGUGGCCCCUACAGCCUUUCAAAGCUUCCUGGUCCUGUUGAAUCUGGUAGUGAUGUUGGUGUCUCAAGUCCCAGUGUUCAGCGUUCUGCUCCGAAUUCCUAUAAAGCUGCUCAGAAGACUGCUGCUUCCCCUUAUCUCAUUCCUCAGGCUCCUGAACAGACUGGAUGUGUUCCUUCUGGAACAACUGACCCUAGUAUUCUUCCACUACGUCCCUUGUGUGAGCCUCCACCUCGUAAGUUCCAGGCAGGGGAUAUCUCUCACUUUGAGAGUGUCUAUGAGCAUGGCAACAGUCAGAGUGAGUCUGAAGACCAACAGUUCCCCCUUCCUGAGGUUGAGGCAGGCUCCAUUCCAGCCCCACUGCCUGCUACAAUAGCCUCACCCCUACCCAGAGUUCUUAGGCCAGAGCCUAGCCAGGAAGGGCUUGAAGCUAAUUAUGGUGAGCUGUUCAUCGCUGGGAAGUUCCCUGCUGGCACCAUCACCCACUUCAGAACCAACUAUGAGCAUGGGAACAACCAAUGGAGAUCAGCUGGUUUCAUCAGGUACUAUCCUGCUCCUGUCACAUACAAACCACUAUUUCCUAAACCCGGUGAUGCCCAGGACCAAGGUAAAGAGGACUCUCGCUCUGCCAAGGGUCAGGUUGGCUCCAGUCCUCCCCAGCAGAUCCAGGGUGGCUACUAUGGUUUAACUGACGGUGACUUCAUGACACCACGGGUACAACAUUCACAGCUUUAGAACCAUUCAUUUAUGUGCAAUAUAAUAAACUAAAGCAUGACUGAUUUGUGGUUGUCUGAUGCUCCCCAGGUUGUUGGCUCUCCCCAGGUUCUAGCUGGUUCCGGUUCUUCUCAGGAGACCUCCAGCUCCGACCCUCAGAACCUUGAACAAGACCCUUGGGCCCCUGAAUUAAUCGAGGCUCUCUGGAAUCAGGAAUCAGAAGUAGGGUUCCUGGAUAUCUGUACGUAGUUGCUACUGAAACAUACGUUGCCAAUACUUUUAAACACUGGUUUCUUGUGUUCCUCAGAUCCCAGUCCACGGACGUAGUUAUGGACCUCACCAUUACUACCGUCAUCCGGGUUACUAAGCCUCUAGCUCUAAGUCUCUACCUGGAUAAUAUUGACCAAGUACAAGUUCCACGUUGUCAUUUCUGUUUAGUUGAUGUCUUUACCAUAACACUUGUUUGUCUUCCUCAGCACGUCGCUCUGUACUAAACUGAAUUCCUAUGGUGUUUUCAUAAUGUAAUAAAUGAUUACCUCAAUUCCUUUAGUCAUUGACUAAAGAACUGAUUGGCCCUUGAUGGUGUUCAACAUAGUGGUGACUUCAGUCUCUUGGGUGUUACACUUUAAUGGUAGGUUGUGACUGGGUACCAUUUGAGGUAUGUACAUUUCUUAACUUGCCUGGAUAUACCCUGACUAAACUACUACUUUUACAUGACACACCAAAGGAGAGAUGACUAUUGGCUGGGAUUAGAUGUACGCUAUCUAAAGAUCAGACACCCAAACUAAUUUGUGAAACUAUUGAUCUAAAGUUACUUCCUAAAAUUAAUAACAAAUCAAUUUUGGUUGAGGGUGACGUAGGCUACUAAUAUUCUUAAGUGGUGUCUGAGGGGCAUUUUAGCAAUUACGCCAUAAAGAUUGUCAAUCACUGAGGUGGGUUAGUUUUCUAGCUGUGGCCAAGCCAUUGUGAUCGUUAGGACAUUGGUUGACGUAAUUGGACAGUGGGCUUCCCAGCUCAUCUAACAAAUCCCAAGGCUCUUUAGUUCAAGUGGGUGGUUACUCACCUUUUGCGCUGACACUGGAAUGUCUCAAUUGGAUGGCUAGUCGUGGUGGGCUUGAAAGACUGCGCGAGACUACAGUGGCAUAUUCACUCUGCUGGACGGACUGCCACACAACAGCCCACAGAGGUCAAAGUUCACGCAACGUUCUAGAGCAGGAGUCCCCAACCGGUCAUUCUCAAGGCAUUCCUAGUUGAUCAAACAUUUCUGUAAAGAAAUGGCUUCUUUUUUUUUAUAGCUCUCAUGCUGUUUGUGAUCGGCGCACCCGAUUUAAGCUGCGCCGGGUAGGCGAACUGUUGCCAUUUUGAAACAAAUGUCUGAAGGUACGACCUCUGCGGGGCCCAGAGUGCAAAUCAAGUGCACUAUAGGCCUACCACUGGCCAAUCGAUGGCUCAAAUUACCGUAUAGGCAGUAAUGUACCAGGCAUAAAAGAAAGCGACAGCAAAAUUGAUACUGAGAUGUCAAAACGUUUUAAAACAUGACAACUGUCAUACAAAGAGCUGCUGUUAGUGAGUUAACACUAUUCUACUUUUAAGCCAUAAAAUGUGCGUUCUUCCUAUUUCCACUCAGCGCUACAACAAGCACUGAAGCAGUAAUGAAUGAGUAGGAAAGUAUCUAUAGGCUUGCGUUAUUAGCUGCUUGGGUCUUUUUUUUAUAUCGAGGAAUAUUUCACUUUCUUUGAGAGUAACAACAUGUGUGCAUGAGGCAGAAAUAAUGCAGUAUGACUCUGGUUUCACCAUCAGCUGGAAGGUGUCCCUUUUUGUCAGUGGGGGAGAGCGGAGGGAUGCUGAGACCGAUUUUAGCCCAGUAAAAUAAAAAGCAAAUUAUUUAAAUGCUUGCUCAGCUGUGCCUCACAAAAAAAUACAACUGAUCUAUUACCAGUGUGAUCUACGACAAAUUUGGAAACAAUUUUUAAAAAUUGCCAGAACAAUGCAUUGGCAUGGCAAUUCAAGCAAAGCCAAUAUGCAGUGAUAAUGUAUUGGACCUAUAAGCCUACUGCACAAACCUCAUUGCUACAGUACUGUUUUUAAUUGGUUAAUGUUGCAUAGGCUUACGUUUUAAGUCAUGUUAAAAGAAAAUCUGAGCGGUAGAUCUCGGCUUGCAUUCUGAAUCAGAAAGUGAUCUUGACUCAGAAAAGGUUGGUUACCACUGUUCUAGAGUUUUAACCUGUUAACACUAUCAACUUUUCCCUUUUACUAUGGCAAUUGUGAUCGAAUCAACUCAAUAUUAGCCACUUUCAAUGCUACAUACCGAAACAAAAUGAACUAUGCAAGAGACGUUAUAGGCAGAACGCAUCGGAGUAGGAUUCCAUUGCAUUGACACACACUACACAGACCGAUGCGUAAACAAUCAGAGCGGCAGUAGGCCUAUAUGCAAAUAGACCAUUGCCAUAUAUGGAUCUGUGCCAUUCACUUUGAACUGGACUGUGUUUACAGCAUGAGCAGUUGUGAGUAGAUGCUCUUGUUUUGAGAUCAAAGCGAGAGCUGCAUGUAGCCACGUGUACACAUUUUGUUUAUAUCCUUUGCUAGUUAGUGAGUUAUUAGCCCAGUUAUAGAUCAUUUAUAAUCAACAAUAGGGGAGUGAUUGCUUCCUACAAGAGCACAAAAUGUGUACAUUUCUAGGCAUCUUUGAAAAGCGACUCCGGUAAAGAGCUUUUUUUUUUUGUCUUAAAGUAUUUUGAGACAGGCUUGAAUAAGCUAAGUAUCCAAUAGGCAGAGGGUAGCAUAAUUUGUCGGAUUCUCUGUAAUAAUGGUAUGGGAAUAAUAAUGCAUUUUAUUUGGUUUCUUGCAUCAAACAACAUUUUCAGUCACCUCCUUGUCUGAAGGACAAGUGGAUAAACAGGUUAAUGUCAAGUCCUGAAUGUUUUCUUCAAAAGUCUCAUGGAAUGUAGGCCUACAUUGAACACCACACAUUGGCUGCUACUGUAGGCUGAAUGAUAGAACAGCUAUUUCCACGUUACAAUGUUAUGGGAUGCAUUUUCUCCUUUGUGUUUCAUGGUAGGCCACUCUGGUAGGCCUACAUUAUGAUCAAAUAGCCAUAGUAGCUUAUUUGGCUACUGCUAAAACUGUAACUUCUAGCUGGUACAGCCUCAGUGUUCACAGUAAACGCACGCUGGAAGUUUCACAGAAUCUUCACAACAUUCAAGUUUACCUCAGCAGACCUGAAAUUUGCUCAGUGCCUACAUUUUUUUAGGGAACAUUGCUACAGUUGCUGUUUAACUUGACUGAAUGACUACCUCAUCUCUGUAUCCCAAACAUACCAUUUUCUAUAAGGUCGAGCAGUGAAUUUCAAACACAGAUUCAAUCCAUAAAGACCAGGGAGGUUUUCCAAUGCAUCGCAAAGAAGGGCACCUAUUGGUAGAUGGGGGGGGGGGGGGAGCAAAUAUUGAAUCACAAACUUUUGCCACUCAAGACCAAUGUCAACUAUGCUUCCGGAUCCUUUUCCAAGAUUAUUUUUCCCCCAGAAAGAUUAUUGUCGCUUUAGGGUACACCACAAAUCACCAGUAUUCUAUAUAACUAGUGCUAUACAUUUGCCAAUUCAACAAAUCUUUCUGUUGGGUGGAAGGGCGUUUUUAGAUUAUCCACUGUGACUGGCGACAGAAAUCUGUGUGCCAUGUUGUCCAUCGCUCAGUCGCAGCAGGCUUCAAGCUUCUGGACAGCAGAGCAGAGGACUGA
Coregonus sp. 'balchen' is the source of this 4521-nucleotide messenger RNA. The record is from the annotation of a GenBank genome assembly. Lineage: Eukaryota; Metazoa; Chordata; Actinopteri; Salmoniformes; Salmonidae.